AUGGUCGAAGAUGUAAAAGCCCAAGCUAGGGUCGGAUUUGAGACACUCAAGGGUGGGGUUGGAUUCGGAUUUGAGGCACUUAAGGAUUGGAUGGCGAAUUCAAGAAACACAAGUGACAUUACAGGAAGAAAUUCUCAGCCAACAUCACUCCGGGAGAUGACACCAGGCUCUUUGCAACAAAUAAUGUCAAAUACUACUCCAAGAAUAAGCCUGGCACAAAUUGUUGCAGGUCUUACAGGUGCUGGUUUGCUCACCAUUUCUCUUGUAGUGAUUCUUAUUUUCAGGGUCAGACGGUGGAGUAAGUCUAAAAGAACUGAGGAGGAUGUGGAAGUUCCCGGAAUGCCUGUUAGGUUUUCAUACGAAGAUCUACGCGUUGCAACCGAUGAUUUCAAGGAAAGACUUGGAAGAGGAGGCUUCGGGUCCGUGUUCAAAGGAGUUCUCGAAGAUGGAACAAUAAUUGCCGUGAAGCAUUUGGAUAAACAAGGCCAAGGAAAGAAGGCAGUUUUAGAAGAAGUUGAGACAAUCGGAAACCUGCACCAUUCUAACCUGGUGAGGUUGAUAGGAUUUUGCGCAGAGAAAUUAUACAAGCUUUUAGUGUAUGAGUACAUGAGUAAUGGAUCGUUAGAAAAUUGGAUUUUUCAGAAUGACAAAAGACCUGGCCUUGAUUGGCAGACACGAAAGAAGAUUAUACUUGACAUUGCGAAAGGGCUAGCUUAUCUUCACGAAGAAUGUCGUCAGACCAUAAUUCACUUCGAUAUAAAGCCGCAGAACAUUCUGUUGGAUCCAAAUUUCAAUGCCAAAGUAUCUGAUUUUGGGUUAUCUAAAGUCAUCGAUGGAGAAACGGGCCAUUUUCAAAUCUCGAUGAGAGGAACCCCUGGAUAUAUUGCUCCAGAAUGGUGUAAAUUACCACCAGGUUCUCGAAUCACCCCAAAAGUUGAUGUCUACAGCUUCGGAAUUGUUCUGCUAGAAGUAGUUUGUGCACGCAAAAACAUAGAGCCCUCGCUGCCCGAAUCUGACUUCCACUUACUUAGAAUGUUACAGAAUAAAGCUGAAGAAGAUAGACUAAUAGACAUUGUGGAAAAUGUAGAUGAAUGCAUGCAGAGUGAUAGAGAGGAAAUACUGAGGAUGAUAAAGGUUGCUGCUUGGUGUUUGCAAGAUGACCCAGAAAGAAGGCCUCUCAUGUCCACUGUGGUGAAGGUAUUUGAGGGUGUGAAGGAGAUAGAUACAAACUUUCUUGUUGUUCUUCCCCUGGAGAUAGUUUUUGCACGCAGAAAUGAAGAUGACUCGCAACCAGAAACAGCCAUUCAUUUGCUUAUAAUGUUGCAGAAGAAAGGUGAACAAGAUAGACUAGCAGACAUCGUAGAAACUUUAGAUAAUCAAGAAAACAUGCAAAGUGAUAUAAGGAAAUAA
Molecule: messenger RNA, 1410 nt
Organism: Dovyalis caffra
Lineage: Eukaryota; Viridiplantae; Streptophyta; Magnoliopsida; Malpighiales; Salicaceae
Source: the annotation of a GenBank genome assembly